AUGUUGAGAUUUAAUGCAGGCACUUUAGCUCUGGGAAAGCACAAGAAAGGCACUGAAAAGUGGGGGAAACGGGAUGAAUCACCAGACGAAGAGGAGAGGACCAGUUUUCUCAACCAGCUUCUCCUGGAUAGAGUCCUUCAUGGCCCAGAGGAUACUAAAUCCCUCCUCCACAGGCUGAUCUUUCUGGCUAAGAUCUCACCAGACCUGGCUGAUAAAAGAUAUUUGGCCGAGUACUGGGAACAACUGUUUCUGAAUUUGCAACGCCAGUAUUGUCAGGGAGUAGGGGUCACCGGCCUCUUGCUUCUCUACCCUACCUACGUUAUACACAUACUAGAGUCAUCCAGUGAUGUGCUCUACUCUGUCCUAAGGGAUCUGAGGGACAUUGAAGAGCAGAAGAGAGUGCUAGUCCUGGAUGCCAAGAUCCUGGUUAUGUCCCACAAUCUUCCUGCUCGACUCUUCCCACAGUGGAGUUAUAAAGUGUUGAAUCUACCGGAGAGAUACCUGAACUAUGAGACUUUUCAUGAGGAGCCGGUGGAGGCUACCAUUUCUGAAUGCCUCGCUACACUCUUGAAAUUGGGCAAACAUCUGCUAAGGUAUCCCAAGAGCCCUAAGAACUUACCAGACCAUUUUUUGGAAAAAGUCCCAGAGUUCAUUGUUUCCCAAGACACCAUUGGUUUCCUCCUGGAGUGUCAAGAGUUAUUGAAACCAGCUCAGUUCCUGCAUUUAUUUGAAUCUCCUCUGAAUAUCCAGAUGGACUCAGACAGCAUGUAUCCUUUGUCAGAUCGGUUAAAACUCCAUCUUGAUUGGGCUGCUUUGAAGGAGGUUUUGAAGGAAAAAAAGUCUUUGUGA
Molecule: messenger RNA, 849 nt
Organism: Thamnophis elegans (Western terrestrial garter snake)
Lineage: Eukaryota; Metazoa; Chordata; Lepidosauria; Squamata; Natricidae
Product: testis-expressed protein 47-like
Exons: 7
Coding region: 1-849 (282 amino acids)
Molecular function (GO): blue light photoreceptor activity; FAD binding
Source: RefSeq, a predicted model, not a curated record